CAGAUCCACUAAACACUUGCAAACCCUUUCGCUGUUCCCCUUAAAGCAGAAGCUCCAAGGUGAAUGUGUGUGUGAGAGAUUUUUUCAUACAAAGCAGAGGAGAAGGAAAAUAGCUGCUGUGGAAGGAAAUAACUUCUUGAAAAGUGACAAAUCCAGAAGCCUUGGUGUGUUUUUUGGGUGUGUGGUUUUUUGUUUUUUGUUUGGCAUGUGUGUUUCUUGCUUUCUUUCUCCCCCCACCCCCCGCAACAACUCUGCUCUUCCCUCUCCAAAGGAUUGCUGAGUUGAGGCUGGCAGCUGGAUAGGAAGAGGAGAAAAAGUCAGCCUUUAUGCACACCAGACGCACCAGCGCAAAGAGACUCCAGCUGCGGCUUCUAGUGGCUGGGAGAAGCGCCUCGAAGAGGGCAUCCGCGUGACCUCUGGAGGCCUGAAGACGACCCUCUGGCCACCUUCCUCGCAGAGGGAGGCAGCAAGAAGCGGCAGGAAAUUAGCCAGCUGGGGGGCGACCGGUUCGCCAGGUGCGACAGGGAGGCUCUGCUGCUCACGAGGAUCGCACCUGGCCCAGGGGAAAGAGGCGGGUGGCAGCAGCCACGCGUGAGAGUCCACCUGCUUGGGCCCCCAAAGGACCUCUUCUCCCUCAGGGCGAGGCGAACGAGAGAGGCCGAGGUCAGCAGAGGGAACGUCCUCCGCCGCCGAGAGCCACAAAAACUUCUGGAAUCUGCAUCUGGGUGUCCUCCCCGGACCGUUUCCGAUGUCCCUCGAAGUCUGGAUCCCCAGGGACCAACGAGAUGGGCCUUGGUAGCAGAGCUUCCCUGGUUUGGCAGAAUGCAGAAAGCAGAAUGAGGUCCUGCAGGGCGGUUGGUAGUCGGAAGCAGGAUUGACACCAACCCGGGUGUGGUGGUUUUCUGGGGUUGCUGCUGAAUUUGGGGGUGGGGGCUAUUAUCAUUUUUGGACUUUCCUGGAUGAGAUGGGCCCUUUGAGGUGAUUUUUUUGUGUUCCCACCCACCCCCCUCCUUGUGUUUUUGUGGGUUGUUUUUUUUUUGUUUGUUUUUUGCAAGGAUGACUGGCCUUGCGGGUUUUGAUUCUUUCGGAGAUCUCUGCUUUUCCGGGAACACUUUUUGACGGAUGACUUUUGGAGAGACUGGACUGCGAAGAGUUUCAAUGUUCUGACUUGGUCUAAGAUGAAGGUAUGGAAGCUUGCAGCUAUAGCCUCGAUGCUCUUCAGUUCCAUGUUGUCCGUUUUGGUUUGUAGAGACUUGUUCACCAGGAGCCAGGAGCACACCCUCUUCUCCUCGCCGCUGUUUUCGAGAAGCUCGCCGUCUUCCUCGCUUGCCGAAGGCCACAGGAGGCACCCAAGGGCUCUGGGACGCCGCGGGUCGCUGAUCUCCCAGUACAGCACGUUGUUCGAGAGCUACACGGAGGGAGAAAUCCGCCACCUUAUCUCCACGCUGAUCGAGAGGUACAGCCAGUCCAUGAACUCGGGGGGCCACGAACUGCCGCUCUUCGCCAAAGCCGGCAACCGGAUGAAGCGCGCCAAGGCCCGCCACAAGCCCUGCUCCCUCAAGGAGCUGGAGGUGACUGUCAGCGAGCUAGGCCUCGGCUACAAGUCGGACGAGACUGUCCUCUUCCGCUAUUGCAGCGGCACCUGCGACUCGGCUGUGCGCAACUACGACCUGUCCCUGAAGAACGUGAGGAGCAUGCGGAAGAUAAAGAAGGAGAAGGUGAGAGCCCGCCCGUGCUGCCGCCCCCUGUCGUAUGACGACGACGUCUCCUUCUUGGACGCGGGGAACCGCUACUACACGGUGAACGAGGUGUCGGCCAAAGAGUGCGGCUGCGUGUGAUGGAGCAAAGGAAGGAGGAGGAGGAGGGGGAGCCCGGCUGCGCACCCAGAAGUGCCCAGAGGCUGCUGGCGUGUGGGUGGUUGUCCAAAGGUGGAAGAGGACGCGAGGAGAAGACCGCCAGGGCAUCCCCGCCUGGAGCAGCCAAGGAGACAACUGGAUUUUAAGUCUACCUCAGGGCUGUCAAUGGAGGCCAAGGGAAACCAGCGUCUGGUUGGGGGGCUCCUCAACGGGUGGGGGAGUCAGGGAGCCCCUGUGGCCUUGGCCUCUUGGUGCGGCAGCACAAGGAAUCCUGUCAAAGGCCUCACCGGAACAGCCCGUCGCGCUGCCAUGAUGGAGAAGCCGGUGCACUCUCAACGCAGCCGGCUGGAGGAACGUCGUUCCAAGCUUCGCAGCGAAUCAAAAACAAGAGAGAACUCUUGCUUGGUGGUCUUCUGCAGGGGCCACCGCGCCUUGGAGCAGCCCCAUGGGCGAUGCCCACUUUGCCCAAGCUGGAGAUCUUUACAGGAAUGGUUCCACGUGGGGCCCGGAUGCCAGGGGCCGUUGCUGCCCAUGCUGCGCCUUCUGAAUCCUGCGGGCGAAGGAGGGUCAAGAGAUUGAGGUGUGCUCCUCCUAUACUACAGGAGUGCCACCGUGCCACCAUCUUAAAGUACACACACAGUUAUAACAGUGCUGUGUGAAAUGUAUGUUUGUAUAUAUACAUGUAGACAUAGGUUUAAAGUAUCAACAAAUGUGUACAAAAAGGCUGCCAUUCCUUUCCAGGAAUUGCAUCAAAUUCUUAACGGAGUCGAUUGGAAUCGGCGUUGUCGGGGGCUUCUGAAAUCGAAGAGCUCAAAUGUUUCCACAUUAAACAUUGGAGGGACAUUGGAGAAGACUACAGUUUGGUGGCAGAGUUUUGCAGGUUUCAAUUCCUGGCACCUCCAGUUAUGUCUGAAAUCCUGGAGAGCCUCUGCCAGCCGGUUGGGCCAACAUGGAGCUCUGUGGACCCGACUCAGUUUAAGGCGCCUGCACGGUUGUUUAAAUCUGCUCAGAACCAUGAGGACUAGGUGCUAAAAUUAAUUUUAUGGGAAAGAGGCAUAGUUGCAUGCAGGCGGGCCAAAGUUCAAUCUCUGGCAUUUCGAGGUAAUUCAGGGAAGGGCGCCCCUGCCUGUGGAGAACUGUUGAUGGUUUAGUGUAGAGAGAAUAAUAGAAUGGUUGAGUUGGAAGGGAUCCCAGGGGUCAUCUAGUCCAACCCCCUGCAAUGCAGGAACCUCAACACGCAGUCCCCCCCAUCCCGUUUGAAAGCACAGGAAAGGACCCUGUGCUAGCUGUUUUAUUAGGACGCAAUCCUCAGAUCUUCCUACUCCUGAGAAAUGGAGCAGGCCAGUGUUUCCCAAACUUGGCCCUCCAGCUGCUUUUGGACUACAACUCCCAUCAUCCCUAGCUAGCAGAACCAGUGGUCAGGUAUGAUGGGAACUGUAGUCCAAAAACAGCUGGAAAGAGACCCAAGUUUGGGAAAUCCUGGACGAGGCAAUGUGUGAGCUCCUAAAGCUCUGGCCAAGGUAACUUCCUAGUUGUCUCCAGACUGGUAUACACUUUGUGAGGGACCAUAAUUUUGGAAGCAGAACGUCCUGAGUUCAAAUCUCUGGAAUUGCCUUCUUUCCAAAGGAAUCAGCUUCCAGGUUCCAUCUUUGCUUGAGAACUGCAGAAGCCACAGCCAAUCAGAGGAGAGCAGCCUUCCCCAAACUGGUGCCCUCCAGAUAUCACAGAACUACAACUCCCAUCUGUCCCCGCCAGCUUAGCCAGGGGUCUGGGAUGAUGGGCUUUGCAGUCCUGUAACAUCUGGAGAAGGUUACAGUACACAAUAACCCAUUAGACCAGGCACCCCCAAACGGUGGCCCUCCAGAUGUUUUGGGACUACAACUCCCAUCAUCCCUAGCUAACAGGACCAGUGGUCAGGGAGGAUAGGAAUUGUAGUCCAAAACAUCUGGAGGGCCGAAGUUUGGGGAUGCCUGCAUUCGAUGAAUCAAUGACCUGACUUGGCAUUUAGGCAACUCUCUCUGUUCUGUCAAAUAAUGGAAAUUGUGACAGUCAAAACAAGUUGCUGUGCUUCCCAAAGCGAGGCUGAUGGCUUCUCUACGUAAGAAGGAACUAGAUAUUCAGGCGCAAGAGGCCUUUGCUUCUGACCAGUGAGGAGGGAGAUAAAUUUGAUUCAGUUACCAUUUAAUGGCAAAUUAACAACAACAACAACAACAACAACAACAACAACAACAACAACAACAACAGCUUAUUAUUUAUACCCCACCCAUCUGGCUGGGUUCCCCCAGCCAUUCUAGGUGGCACCCAACAGAAUAUUAAAAACAUGAUAAAACAUCAAACAUUAAAAACUUCCCUAAACAGGGCUGCCUUCAGAUGCCUUCUAAAAGUCAGAUAG
Zootoca vivipara (common lizard) is the source of this 4248-nucleotide messenger RNA. It is a transcript of the gene NRTN, whose product is annotated as neurturin. NCBI's taxonomy places the organism in Eukaryota, Metazoa, Chordata, Lepidosauria, Squamata, Lacertidae. The record is from RefSeq and is a predicted model, not a curated record. Gene Ontology annotation, molecular function: glial cell-derived neurotrophic factor receptor binding; receptor tyrosine kinase binding; growth factor activity.